Cajanus cajan (pigeon pea) is the source of this 2331-nucleotide messenger RNA. RefSeq names its product alpha/beta-Hydrolases superfamily protein. NCBI's taxonomy places the organism in Eukaryota, Viridiplantae, Streptophyta, Magnoliopsida, Fabales, Fabaceae. The record is from RefSeq and is a predicted model, not a curated record.
UUUUCAGUUUUUCAAGAAAAGCACAAGUUGGAAGACACACAGACCCACCACAAGCCACAGAAUCAAAGGCCUCUCUCUUCUUCUUCUCUGUUUUCUCUUCUUUACUUCUUUUUCUGAUAAAACUGUCAUCAACCCCCUUCUCUUAUCACUCUCUCCCCUUCCUAAUUUUAUUUUUUUCCCUUGCAAAUAUACAUAUAAUAUAUUAUAUUUGAUAUGUGUUGAGGGCAUAUUUGCUUGAAGAGCUGAAACAUAUUAUUGUCGUGAUCGUUUGAAUCUAUGGAACAGCUUGUCAACUUCAUCAUCCGGCCACCAAGAGCUGAAUAUGACCCUCAAAGUGAUUUGUUGGAUCAGGAGUUCAUGCUGAAAGGGAAAUGGUAUCAUAGGAAGGAUGUAGAGAUAAAAAACAGCCGGGGUGAUGUUCUUCAAUGCAGCCAUUACAUGCCUAUAGUCACUCCUGAAGGAAAGCCUCUGCCGUGUGUAAUAUAUUGUCAUGGAAACAGUGGAUGCAGGGCUGAUGGUAGUGAAGCAGCUAUAAUUUUACUUCCCUCAAAUAUUACAGUUUUUACUCUGGAUUUCUCAGGAUCUGGAAUUUCUGGAGGGGAGCAUGUCACUCUUGGCUGGAAUGAAAAGGAUGAUCUGAGGGCUGUGGUCAACUAUCUGCGGGAUGAUGGAAAUGUCUCAUUGAUUGGCUUGUGGGGUCGCUCUAUGGGAGCUGUAACUAGCCUUAUGUAUGGAGCCGAGGAUCCUUCAAUUGCAGGGAUGGUUUUAGACAGUCCCUUUUCUGAUUUGGUGGAUUUAAUGAUGGAACUCGUAGAUACAUAUAAAGUUCGUCUGCCAAAAUUCACUGUGAAGUUUGCAAUCCAGUACAUGCGUAGAGCAAUCCAAAAGAAGGCAAAAUUUGACAUAACGGACCUCAAUACCAUUAAGGUGGCAAAAUCUUGUUUUGUUCCAGCUCUACUAGGGCAUGCCAUUGAUGAUGAUUUUAUACAGCCCCAUCACUCUGAUAGGAUAUUUGAGGCUUACAUGGGAGACAAAAACAUAAUUAAGUUUGAGGGAGAUCACAAUUCUCCACGUCCUCAGUUUUACUUUGAUUCCAUAAACAUCUUUUUUCACAAUGUUUUGCAACCUCCAGAAGAUGAGGUUGGGGAAUCAUUUUUUGACUCCGUGAGUGAUUACUUUGGUAAGGAUGUUUGGACAUCUGUGCAUGAAUUAGGCUACAACAAUGAAUCAUCAUCUAAAAGCAAAGAUGCAGAACCAUCAACAAGCAGUACGAUAGAUGCCAUUAAGGAGGUCCGUCCAAGACGACCAAUGAGUAGGAUGGAGGUUCCAUCCGAUAUUUCUUCAAAAGAUGAACAUCACGAACACAAGGAGAAGGAGAAGUGUGACAAUCUUUCCCAAUCGUCAUCGUCAAUGAUAAGCUUUGAAUUGUCAAAUGGUGAUCCCUAUGGCCCCCAUGUUCCAGCCACAUUGGAAGAUGAUCAGUACGUUGAAUAUCAACUAGAUGACCUUGCAGGUUUUCCAUCAACUGCAGAGGAGGAAGAAAGAAUGUUAAUGGAAGCCGUGAUGGAGUCACUGAAGGACCUGGAAGUACAGAAUCCUCACACGGAACAACCAACAAGCAGUAGUGUUAGUACCAUGUCUGUAGCUGUAGAGUCAUCAGAUAAAGAUGCUUCUUCGAAGGAGAUUUCAAGAUCUAUGGAGACAGAAUCUUCCUCACUCAAAGACACCACAUAUUCAAAAUCUAAAACCACUUCCUCUGCAUCAGAAGAAUGCGAGCCAUUGAACGGUGGGUCAAAUUCCAUUUCAGUGAACCAUUCCCAAAGUUUGGUUUCCGAGCCAAGUCCAGUACCUAGUCUUUCGUUAGAAGCACCGCAGUUGCAAUUGCAGCCACAACUACCACCGCCAAUGGCACCUGCAGACGCAUCAUCGGUAACUGAGUCCAGCAAUACAAGUGGUUCUGCUCGUAGCGAUAGUUCUGCUAGUUUCCAAAGUUCAUCCGAGACUGACAUAUCACACAAUACUAAAGCCACAGUAACUGUUGUUAGGAAUCCCGCAGGCCAUGUGAUGGACGGCUUAAUUCGUCGUUGGGAUUUCAAUUUUUUCAAAAAUAAAUAGUCACAACCGAUGAUCAGAUGAGAGAUUCUCAUUUAUACAUUGUUUUUGUAACUAAAAAAAAUUCAUAGUUUGUACCAAAGAAAUAGGUUGCUCGUGUGUAAAGUUAGUAUGCUUAGAUUCUCAACUAACAACAUCCAAUAUUCUUUGACUGUAAGUGAGAAUUGUCAUAUUUUAUUUUGUUUAUUAUGAAUUUAAAUGGGAAAAACAAUUUCUACA